AUGAUGGAUAUUGUAUUGUCGAAUGAGGAAAUAAUGUCACAUCUUAAUGAGAAGACAAUGAAACCUUGUGAGAAAAUUACAAAGGAGACAUUUAUGAUAUCAUCGAAUGAGGAAGAAAUGACACGUGUUAAUGAUGAAACAAUGGAUCCUUGUGAGAAAAUGACGGAGGAAACAACACCUGUGAAAGAGAAUAAAAAACGUUCAAAUGAGGAAGAUAAUAAGUUAAGAACACUAGUAGCAAUAAGUGGUGCUAAAAAAUGGGGAAAUAUAGCAGAAUUAAUGGGAACUAGAAAUGCUAAACAGUGCCGUGAAAGAUGGGAUAGUCAUCUUAAACCUGGAAUUAAUAAAGCUAGUAAGAAACCGUUUACUCCAUUAGAAGAAAAAACAAUCUUGAAGUGGCACCUUAGAGGGGCUAAAUGGGCAAAAAUUGCUUUAAAGCUCGGUAACGGACGAACACCCAAUGAUAUUAAAAAUGCAUAUAACCAGAGAAUCAGAAAAAAAUACGAUAUUCAAAUCAUGAUGUCUAUUGAACGAUUAUUAAACUAG
Messenger RNA from Dentiscutata erythropus, 546 nucleotides. NCBI's taxonomy places the organism in Eukaryota, Fungi, Glomeromycota, Glomeromycetes, Diversisporales, Gigasporaceae. The record is from the annotation of a GenBank genome assembly.